AUGGCUCAAUUCUUAGGAAAAGGAAGUCCGCGUCCUCCUAAAACCAGCAAAAUCGGAGAUGAAGCUAUUCCUGAAACUUUCAUCAUCUAUGACUACCUGGAAGCUAAAUUUCCUAGUGUGAAGACUCAACAUACUGGUAAUGCUUACAAAUGGGCAAAAGAUCGAUUGUUUGCAACUCGCAUCUCGCAAAAUUUGGCACCUAAAAUUGGUGGACUUGUCAAGGAACCUGAAAAAAACUUCAGUGAAAUUGCUACCAAAUUGAAGACUGUUAAUUCUAUCUUGAGUAAGCGUGGCACAGAUUAUAUUGGUGGUUCAAGCCCAAACUAUGCCGAUUAUUACCUUUGGGGCUGGGUUGAAUUAAUACCUGCAAUAAAAGCUGCCCAUAAUUUGAAGUUUGAUUUGGAUCGUGAAGAGUAUAAACAUUACUGGGCAUGGAUCUCUCGCAUGGAUAAGAACAAGCACAUUGAACAAGAUCGUAUCGAUCGCAAAGUUAACUUAAAGUUACGUACUGAAUUUUUCAAAUCUGUCAUUGCCGGAAAACCUAAUGUACUCGUUGGAUUGUAA
Molecule: messenger RNA, 564 nt
Organism: Trichoplax adhaerens
Lineage: Eukaryota; Metazoa; Placozoa; Uniplacotomia; Trichoplacea; Trichoplacidae
Exons: 2
Coding region: 1-564 (187 amino acids)
Biological process (GO): glutathione metabolic process
Cellular component (GO): cytoplasm
Molecular function (GO): glutathione dehydrogenase (ascorbate) activity; glutathione transferase activity
Source: RefSeq, a predicted model, not a curated record